UUCUCAUGACAACAGUGUAAACUUCCGGUUUUUACUUUGUUUAUAUUUUAUAGGUUACUUGAAAAAUAAGCGAUGUGUUUUUAAUCAGUGUACUUUCAUUGUGAACUGUGACAAGUAAGUUUUGAAAACUAUGCCGAUGCUUAAGGAACCAAAGGCGAAACAGCCUUUGUGGAAAGAAAACGACUACAAGGCUCAAAAGAAAGGAAUUCGACAUACAGUUUAUUCUGUAAAUGGAGACCAAUACACAGGGGAAUGGUUAAAUAAUUUAAAAGACGGUAAAGGUACAUAUAAAUGGAAGGAAACUGGUGCAAUAUAUGACGGUGACUGGAAAAAAGGCAAUAGAAAUGGAUUUGGCACAUACAGCAGACCAGACCCAAGAAAGAAAGGACAGUUUGUGAAAGAAUAUUCUGGAGGAUGGAAAAAUGACAUGAGACAUGGCUAUGGAACCAAUUUCUAUAACGAUGAAGAGUAUUAUGAAGGCGAGUUGUAUGCUGACAAAAGAAGUGGCUGGGGACGAAUGUACUUUAAAGACGGAACUAUUUAUGAGGGGGAAUGGUACGAUGACCAGCGGAAUGGGCAAGGAAUGUUGAGAUUACCAAAUGAGAACAGAUAUGAAGGUUCCUGGCGCAAUGACAAAAAGAAUGGUCCAGGAAAAUUCUACUAUUUGACCCAUGGACAGCUCUAUGAGGGUGUAUGGGUCGACGAUAUUGCAAAAUGUGGCACUAUGAAAGACUUUGACAGAAAAAAUGCCCCGGCACCAACUCAGUACCCUAUUCCAAAGGUGGAAUUAGCUAGUAUGGAAACAGUGUUACAAGAAUCGGAAGAACAAUUCCUUCAUGAUCAAGAAUAAUACAUAUAUUUGCUAGAUUUGUCUUUAAAAAUUUCAACAAAUUUUGUUGUUGAUUAUUUUUGUGUAUUUUGGAGUAAAAAGAGGAGUAAAAAAUGAAGACGUUUUGCUGUACAGUUAUGUAUUUUCUACUGUUUUAUGUGUAUGGAAAAUCUUACAUCUUUAAGAUUAUUUUGAAUGGAAGGAUUUAUUUAGAAAUUUAAAAUCUAAGUGUUUAAUUAACAUGUGUAUGUACAUUUUGUAUAAUCUAACUUUUUUGACCUUAUUAUUGGUUAAUGUUUUUAUCUAAAUAACAACUUAUAUAAUGAUUAGCAGGUAUACCAACUUUAUUAUGAUUCUUUGAUAUGUUUUUUUGUUUAGUGCUUAGACGUUGUAUUAAGAAGAUAAACAUUUUGCUUGUCCUUUUUUGCAAAAUUGCAAAAAAUAUGUUUUAUUUGAUGCUUUAUUGCUUUAUAGAAGACUUGUUUUUAAACAUCUGUGAUAAUUAAAAUAUUGCCUCUUGCAAUGAA
This is a messenger RNA of Dreissena polymorpha, 1356 nucleotides long. Its product is annotated as MORN repeat-containing protein 3-like. Lineage: Eukaryota; Metazoa; Mollusca; Bivalvia; Myida; Dreissenidae. The record is from RefSeq and is a predicted model, not a curated record. The transcript is spliced from 5 exons. Bases 131 to 850 code for a protein of 239 amino acids.